AUGUCUGGUGCCAAGGCUGUACUGAAAGCCAUUGGUGACUCUGUGAAGCAGCAAAAAUGGAACGAUGCCAUCCAGAAGGCAACGGAUUUUCUUGAGCGAGAGCCAAAGAACUACCAAGCAACCAUCUUCCUUGCCUUUGCGCUAGACAAGAAGGGCCGCGUAGAUGAUUCAGAGAAGGCUUACAAGUCUGCUGCCUCGCUGCGACCCAAAGACAGCCAAGCGUGGCAAGGCCUCAUCAAGCUCUACGAGAAGCAGGAUCGCAAACGCUUAAGCGCCUACCAGCAAGCGGCCAUCAGCUUGGCCGAGAUUUACCGAGAUGCAGAAGACAUGUACAAGUGCCAAGAUAUCAUUGACAAAUUCAUUGAUUUUGCAAGAUCUCAAGGAGAUACUUCGCAAUACGUGGAGGCCCUUAGUGUCAUCCUUCCGGGAAGUCCAAUUUAUCCCGCUCUUGAGGGCCGAGUCCCGCACCCGGCCAAGACCUUCGAAACGAUGGCGCAAAUAAUCGAGACCGACGAGAAGAAGCGCAUAAAUACUCUCAUUGGCGAAAGGCGGACAAGGAUUGGCGCACGCCUGAGUGAGGUGACUCUUGAGGUCAAGCGGGAAGUCAUGGCGCAGAGCAAGCUGGAGUUCGUCUACCACCAACUGAUCAACUGGACGAAUGAUGACGAUCUCCGGCGGAAGUAUGAAGAAAAGCUUCUUCAGUACUGCUACGACCGUCUUCUGGUCGCACCACAUGGCCCAGAAAAGGGCCAAGCUCUUCAAGCUGUCCUGAAACUGGCGCUUGACAUGGUUAUUAUCAAGCACCCCUUUCGGCUUGCCUGGGAGAUUGCCAUUGACUACAAGGACGCAAAGGAAAUCAAGGAAUGGGACGUCAAUAUGCUGAGAGACUAUUGCUCAUUCUUCCCUGAAACCGAUCUCUACAAAGUCAUCACUGGCUUUUUGACCAGUAGUAUCUCUCCUUUCCCCAAACCAACACCGGCAGCACUUGAAGCCGAAGAAACCGAGGAAGAGAGCGAAGACGAUGAGGGAGGUGGCGUUUCUAUGGUGCCGCUCACAGAACAGGAUAGAAUCCUGAUGAUGACCGAGGGCAUCACUACGUCCAACUCAUUGUUUGCUCAUCGUUUGAUGGGAGAGUACUACCAACACUUGGAAGAGCACGAAUCGACCGUGGAACUGACGCGCAAGUCGAUGGGACACAUCAAGACGGAGAGAAACAAGACUGGAAUGACGUUCCAGAAUACUCAUGAUGCCUUCUCUUUGUACCUGGCAACGGCCUUGGUAUUCUAUCAGUCUCCGAGACAUCACACUGAGGCAAAGUCGCUGUUCGAUGGGGUUCUGUCUCAUGAUCCGUCAUCGACUCCAGCAUUGAUUGGCGUCGGUCUUAUCUACGAAGAAGAGGAGGACUACGACGACGCAAUAGAUUUCUUUGGACGUGCGCUGAAGAGAGACCCCUCCAACCUGCGGGUCAAGACCGAAUCUGCCUGGGUUCAAGCUCUCAAGGGAGACUUUGAGACUGCAAAGGCAGAGCUGGAGGAUUCGCUACCCCUGAUCGAGAAGAUGUCAACGCCUUCAAAAGAGCUUCUUGCGCAAACACAGUAUCGGCUGGGUUCUUGCAUUUGGAACAUUGAUGCAUCCAAGCCGGCCCGCAAGAGCCGCACAGGCGCCUAUUUGUACUUCUUGGACGCCUUGAAGAGCAAUCUCAACUUUGCGCCAGCCUACACGAGUCUUGGUAUCUACUACGCCGACUAUGCCAAAGACAAGAAGAGAGCUAGACGCUGCUUUCAGAAGGCCGUGGAAUUGUCUGCCUCCGAGGUCGAAGCCGCCAAGCGCCUUGCGGAGUCUUUUGCCGACGAAGGUGACUGGGACAGAGUCGAGCUCGUGGCCCAGCGUGUAGUUGACUCGGGCAAGGUCAAGCCGCCUCCGGGCUCCAAGAGGAAAGGCAUCAGCUGGCCGUUCUCCGCGCUCGGUGUGGCAGAGCUGAACAAGCAGGACUUUCACAAGUCCAUUGUGUCCUUCCAAUCUGCCCUGAGAAUUCACCCCGAGGACUACCACUCCUGGGUUGGUCUAGGCGAGAGCUACUACUCCUCUGGCCGAUACAUCGCAGCAACCAAGGCGAUCCUCAACGCACAGAAAUUGGAGGAGACUGUGGCUGCUGAGACCCUGGGCGACACUUGGUUCACCAAGUACAUGCUUGCUAAUGUCAAGCGUGAGCUGGCCGAAUUCGACGAGGCCAUCACUCUCUACCAGGAUGUGAUUGAGGGCCGCCCCAAUGAAGACGGAGUAGCCAUUGCUCUGAUACAAACAAUGGUUGACAGCGCCCUCGAUAGUGUCGAAAAGGGUCUCUUUGGUAAGGCGGUGCACCUCGCCAUCGACACUAUAGACUUUGCAUCAAAGGCUGCUGUCAGUGUGACUGAAACCUUCAACUUCUGGAAGUCGCUUGGUGAUGCUUGUUCCGUCUUCUCUGCGGUACAAAGCCGAGCGGUCGACUUUCCAGCAAAUUUGAUCAUGACACUUAUCGAAAGUGGCGACAAGGAGGCGUAUGACCUCUUUGCCGACGUGGACAACGUGGGAACUGGGGUCAUCUCCGCAAAGGGCCUGUUCUCUGAAGACGAGAGACUCGGUGUUGAUCUGACGAGAUGCAUCCACGCAACGAUCCUGUGUCACAAGCGGGCAAUCCAUGUCUCAGCAAACGACUUGCAUGCCCAAGCAGUUGCAUACUACAACCUCGGCUGGGCUGAGCACCGAGCCCAUAUUUGCCUGCCCUCAAGCAUCAGGAAAAAGUCGAGCGUCUACUUGAAAACCGCCAUGAAGUGCUUCAAGCGAGCCAUUGAGCUGGAAGCCGGGAACUCGGAUUUCUGGAACUCUUUGGGUGUCGUCACGAGCGAGGUCAAUCCGGCCGUCUCGCAGCAUUCCUUCGUUCGCAGCUUACACCUGAACGAGAGGAGCCCGGCAACCUGGACCAAUCUUGGUACCCUAGCUCUUCUCCAGAACGACAUGCAGCUCGCCAAUGAGGCCUUCAACCGGGCGCAGUCGACGGAUCCCGAUUACGCGCACGCUUGGCUCGGCCAGGGCUUCGUGGCGCUUCUGUACGGAAAGGUCAAGGAGGCCAGGGCCUUAUUCACCCACGCCAUGGAGAUCGCCGAGGCGUCUUCGAUACUCACCAGACGCCAGUACUCGGUGGCAGUGUUUGACUUCAUCCUGAGCACGACAUCCGUCAACGUCGCCUCCCUCAUCCAGCCAAUCUUCGCCCUCGGCCAGCUCAACAGUCUGAAACCCCAAGACCUCGCAUACGGGCAUCUGUCUACAAUGUUCCUGGAGCGAACCCACGAUACCGGCAAGGCGGUGGAGAUACUGGAGAAGAUCUGCGGCAUCUUGGAGUCCGACUACGAAGUGACCGAAUCCCCGCAGUCCCUCGCGCACUUCGCGCUGGCCAAGACCGACCUGGCGAGGUCCUACCUGGCCUCCGGCGCAUACGAGCAGGCGAUCGAGUGCGGCGAGAUGGCCAUCCAGCUGAGCGCUGACGAGUCCGACAACGAGCUCAGCACGGAAGAGCGCAAGAAGGCGCGUCUCUCGGCGCACCUGACCGUCGGACUGGCGCAGUACUACAGCGAGGACGUCAACGAGGCGCUCCUGUGCUUCGAGUCGGCCCUCGAGGAGUCUGACCACAACCCCGACGCUGUCUGCCUCCUCGCGCAAGUGCUGUGGGCCACAGGCGCCGAGGAUUCCCGCGAGAAGGCCCGCGGUGCCCUGUUCGAGGUCAUUGAGAGGCAGCCCGGCCACGUCCAAUCCGUCCUCCUUCUCGGCGUCAUCGCCAUCCUCGACAACGACGAGGAGUCCGUCGAAGCCGUGGUGUCCGAGCUCCAGGGUCUCAGGACCAGCCACACAGUAGGAGACGUAGAUCAAUCUCAGAUCGGCGAGGUUCUCAACGCUAUUGUAAAGCUCGGGGAAACGAGCACGGAGGAGGACGUCAUGACGCAGAUCCAGACGGACAUCAUGCUCUACCCGCACCUGCCUCACGGCUGGUCGAAUCUGGCAGAGUUUGGUGGAGAGCAGCACGCCGCUGAGAUGGCGUUGACUGUGGCCAAGAAGGGCGCGCCGCCUAGAGGCACCCUUGAGGCGGAGAGUUUGGCAAAGGCAUAUGCUGGGACGGGAGUCGCGGCGGAUGCUCAGACGGCCAUUUUCUUGGCUCCCUGGAAGCCUGAUGGUUGGAACUCUUUGCGGGAGGCUGUGUACGGCAACUAA
Molecule: messenger RNA, 4242 nt
Organism: Colletotrichum orchidophilum
Lineage: Eukaryota; Fungi; Ascomycota; Sordariomycetes; Glomerellales; Glomerellaceae
Product: tetratricopeptide
Exons: 2
Coding region: 1-4242 (1413 amino acids)
Cellular component (GO): Ski complex
Molecular function (GO): protein binding
Source: RefSeq, a predicted model, not a curated record